AAAUAAAUUCAUGAAAAUCUGUAACUAACUAGCUGUUCAGAUUUACUGUUUUAAGUAGGGGACUUUGAAUAAUCUCUUAUUUUUUUCACUUGCAGAUUAUUAAAUACUUUUGUCCUACUUAUAAUAAUUUACAUUAAAGGAGCAAGUUGGCAUCACACUUCACCCCCAAAAAAAAGGUACCAUAAAAAAUCCAUUCUCAUUCAAUCCACAAAGCAGAAAACCAGUUAUAAAUUCAUUGUCAGUAACUCAAAUCUCAUUUUCACAUUUCUUCACACACUCUUUCUAGCUUCUUCAUUUCAUAUGUAACUAUAUCUUGUAUUUUGAGAUAGAGUCACAAAAAAAAGCUAUAUAAAAGUGAUUAUUAACAAUGGUGGUGAAAAAGCCAAAGAUUGUGAUAAUUGGAGCUGGAAUGGCAGGCUUAACAGCUGCAAAUAAGCUCUAUACUUCAACAGCUUCAAAGGACUUAUUUGAACUUAUUGUUGUAGAAGGUGGAACAAGAAUUGGAGGAAGAAUCAACACAUCAGAAUUUGGUGGUGACAAGAUUGAGAUGGGAGCAACAUGGAUCCAUGGAAUUGGUAAUAGCCCAAUUCAUAAAAUAGCUCAACAAACAAAUUCACUUCAAUCUUCACAACCUUGGGAAUGCAUGGAUGGUAAUAACAAUGAUGAAUCUAUCAUAACAAUUUCUGAAGGUGGUUUUCAUCUUCAAUCUUCCAUUGUUGAUCCUAUUUCAAAGCUUUUCAAAUGUCUCAUGGAUUACUCACAAGGAAAACUCACUAAAGAAUCUGCAAAAGGUGAAAUUUCUAGUUACUACAAAAUAGCUACAAAAGCUUCUUCUAGUUCAAACUUUGACUCUAAGAAGAAUCUUAGUAUUGGUUCUUUCUUGAGACAAGGUCUUGAUUCUUACUUUGAAUCAAUGAAAGAGCAAGAAGAGGUAAAAGGGUGUGAAGAUUGGAACAAUUGGAACAAAAAGUUGCUUCAAGAAGCUGUUUUUGCAAUGUAUGAGAACACAGAAAGAACUUAUACAUCAGCUGGUGAUUUAGAGAGUUUAGAUUAUGAAGCUGAAAGUGAGUAUAGAAUGUUUCCUGGUGAAGAAAUCACAAUUGCAAAAGGCUAUUUGAGUAUAAUUGAAUCUAUAGCUUCUGUUUUACCAAAUGGUUUAGUUCAAUUAGGUAAAAAAGUCAAAAAAAUUGAAUGGCAAACACAAAAAAAAAGUGAUUAUGAUGAUCAUAGUUUUAGACCUGUUAAGCUACAUUUCUAUGAUGGAUCUGUUAUGUAUGCAGAUCAUGUUAUUGUUACUGUUUCACUAGGUGUUUUAAAAGCUUCAAUUUCUCAUCAUCAUGAUGAUGAUGAUGAUGAUGGUGAUGAUGAAGAUGAAAAAAAAGGUAUGUUUUUUUGUCCUAAGUUACCAUCUUUCAAAGUUGAAGCAAUUUCAAGACUUGGUUUUGGUGUUGUUAACAAGUUGUUUAUACAAAUGAAUGAUGAAAAUUCAAAAGGGUCAUUUCCUUUUCUUCAAAUGGUGUUUCAUUCAUCUCAAAAUGAAACAAGAGAUAAGAAAAUACCAUGGUGGAUGAGGAAAACAGCAACACUUUUUCCUAUUUACAAAAACUCAAGUGUUCUCUUAUCUUGGUUUGCUGGUGAAGAAGCAUUAGAACUUGAAUCACUUAAUGAUGAAGAAAUAAUGAAUGGUGUUUCAGCAACAGUUUCAAACUUUUUACCUCAUUCAAGUUCAAUUAGUAAAGUUUUGAAGAGUAAAUGGGGGAAAGAUCCUUUGUUUUUAGGAUCAUAUAGUUAUGUUGCAGUUGGCUCAAGUGGUGAAGAUUUAGAUACAAUGGCUGAACCGUUGCCAUUGAUGAAAGAUAGCAACAAUAGCAGCAAUGGCAACAGUUUUUCAUAUCCACUUCAAAUUUUGUUUGCAGGGGAAGCAACUCAUAGAACUCAUUAUUCAACAACUCAUGGAGCUUAUUUCAGUGGUCUUAGGGAAGCUAAUAGGCUUCUUCAACAUUAUCAUUGUGUUGGGAUUUUUAAUAAUUAGUAUUAUUUUAUUUUUGUUUUUUUAAAUUUUUGAAUAUUAUUAUUAAUCUCUAUGAUAUUAUUAUUCCCAUUUUCAACUUAAAAAAGGUAUUUGUUGUUUCUGUAUAAGAAAAGUAGUAGUGAGUGAUUGGGAAAAAAAAUCAAUAUUAGAAGGGUCAAGAUGAAUAGUGAAAAAAUGGAGACAUGCAUUAAGCUUGAUUGUACUAUUUGAAUUAAAGUUUCUCCAAAUAUUUAUUCAUCUCUUCA
Messenger RNA from Trifolium pratense (red clover), 2277 nucleotides. RefSeq names its product probable polyamine oxidase 5. The record is from RefSeq and is a predicted model, not a curated record. The transcript has a single exon. NCBI's taxonomy places the organism in Eukaryota, Viridiplantae, Streptophyta, Magnoliopsida, Fabales, Fabaceae. The coding region runs from base 368 to 2032 and encodes 554 amino acids. Gene Ontology annotation, molecular function: polyamine oxidase activity.